Messenger RNA from Cucumis melo (muskmelon), 2805 nucleotides. RefSeq lists its product as uncharacterized. Gene Ontology annotation, molecular function: deSUMOylase activity. Gene Ontology annotation, biological process: protein desumoylation. NCBI's taxonomy places the organism in Eukaryota, Viridiplantae, Streptophyta, Magnoliopsida, Cucurbitales, Cucurbitaceae. Gene Ontology annotation, cellular component: nucleus. The record is from RefSeq and is a predicted model, not a curated record. The coding region runs from base 976 to 2778 and encodes 600 amino acids. The transcript has 7 exons.
AGCGAAAAGUAUUUCCUUGCCACUGUGUCAUGCCAAGUGCACAAGAUCGGCAGUCUUAUUAAGGAUAAACUGACCAAGGACCAGCUGCAAAUGUUCGAAAAAACAAUUUUUGGUCCAUUGCUGAAUGUGAACAUGGUAUUCAACGGCCAGUUGAUCCAUCAUUUCUUGCUGAGGCAGAUACCUGAAGACGGUAACGCAGAUGGAAUCUGUUUCUCGGUUUUAGGGAAGAACGUCCGUUUUACCCAAAAGGAAUUCAACAUCAUAACUGGAUUGUGGCCAACAAACAAUCCAUUGGAGAAAGAUUGCGAUAGCAAGCGACUACAAAGUCUUCUAUUCGGAUCAGAAAAUAAGAAAGUAAUAACAUGCUUGGAAAUUGAGGAAAUUUUCAAGAAUUUUGAGUUUACAAAUGAUGACGAUGCUGUGAAGGUCGCCUUGGCCGUCUUUAUAGAAACUGUGAUGGUCGGGAAGGAUAAGAAAACACAGUUUGACAUGGAUAUUUUGGGAAGAGUUGAUGAUGAAGAAGCAUUUAAAAGCUUCGAUUGGUCAACUUUCUUCUACACUCGUCUGCUCAACAGUUUAAAGACAAGUCUCCAAGGCAAAAAAGAAGCAUACGAGCUGAAGAAGACACGAAGUUCCAAAGCAGUGUCAUACUAUAACAUCAAAGGCUACGUCCUUGCUUUUCAGGUGUGGGCUUAUGAAGUACUCUCAACCGCAAAUGAGCACCUGGCCACAAGAAACAGUAAGGGAUUAAUCCCUAGGAUAUUGAGAUGGAAUUGUACACAAGCUCCAUCUUACAAAAUGCUGCAGAAUAACAUAUUCGACAACAAAAAUGUAAGUAAAACCUGUCAGUCAUCGUUUAAUAUAAUUACACAAUCCAAUAAUACAAUUACAUUGCAGACUGUUGUUCAACCUAAACUCAAGAUGUCAACCCAAGAGAAGGCUUUCAUGGAGAGUCGAAUUUGAGGGGAUGAUAACAUGCAAAUGGAGGAGGAUGAAUCCAUUGGAGCAAUGAACAACAAAUCAUUGGAGCAAUCAGACUCAUCUCCACAAAGAGAACAACUGUCACCCCAAAGGGAACAAAGUCAAACAGUGGCUGAGGAGUCUGAAAUGCAUCCAAUCACCAAGAAGAAACAUUUCAGAUCAAAGAAGUCCAAUGACAAAGAAGAACGAAGUCAUUCAAAAUCCUACAAGAAACUGAAGAAGGAAAUAAAAGAAGUUCGUAAGGAUUUAUCCACACUGACUUCUAUAGUCUGUAGGAUGGAUGACACAAUCACAAAGCAGUCAUUGGAGCUGUAUGAAAUGAAGCAGAUGCUGGAGAGAUUGGUCCAGAAUCAAACUGAAAAUCAAGGGAAUGAUCAUACUGAUCAGAAUGACAAUGAGUAUGUUGUUCAAGAACAACAUACUCAACAACAACCUACUGAAGAACAACAUACUGAACAUCAAGAGGAAACCCAAAGGGAACAUCAAGAGGAACGUGGUAGUGAUAUAAGCAUAGACGGUAGGGAUGCAGACUUGCUAAUGACUAUAAGAGAUAUAUCGGAUAGUCUAAGUCAUCAAAUUCAGAAAGAAUCAGACCUGCCACAGAUGAUUACUACCCUUCCAUAUGUGAGCCAACCUCUUGCACUUUGUGAAUUGGCUCCAAUGGAUCAAACUGUACAAAUUGUAAAUGAAGAAUCUCAACUGGAAACAACAAAAAAACAGGUUGAGAUGAAAAAAAAUGAUGAAGCAGUUACUUUGGUUGAAAAAGAACCAGUAACUGUGCCUGAUAAAGAUGUGGAAGAAAAACCAAUAAAGAGAAGAAAGCUAUGUAAAAUAGCAAAUAAAGAGGUGCAACAUGAAGAUGAACAAGGUAAUCCACCCACAACAUCUGCUCAGAUCAUAUCAGUAUCUACAACACCUGUCCCAGAUGUGGAAAUCAGAGAAGUAGAUCCAUAUAAUCCGAUGUGGAAAGUGGAUCCAAAAUUAUGGAAGGAAUACUUGCAAUGGAAAAGAUCAAGAAAAACAACCCAUGAAGAAAGGAAAGUAGUCUCCACAACCAGAAAGAAAGACUUUUUCAGACAGCUUGAAGAAAACACAUGGGUACAUGGAGACACAUUGGAUUUGCUAUUAGCCCACUUGCAGAAUAAAAUGUUGCAUCUCAAGCACCAUUGCAAGCGUUCUUUUAGAAUAUUACAUUCCUCUUUUCUGACUGGAAUCAAUAAACCAGACUGCAUUGUUUGGAACCACAUUUUUGAUACUCAUCUGGUGACACCAGAUAAUACGAAAGCUGAAUGGACAGACCCAACAGCACACCUAACUAUAUGGACAGAAAAAGAUGUCGAAUACUAUUUCAACACUGCUGUUGGUGAUUACAACGACAUACCAGGGUGGGGAGAUGUCAACUACGUGAUUACCUGCAUCAACAUAAAAGAACACUGGUUGGCUAUUGCAGCUGAUAUGAGAAAAUGCAGGAUCUACGUGUUCGACUCAAUGCCAAAUUAUGUUGAGCAGAAACUUGUUGAUGAAGCUCUUCAAAUGCCUGCACGAUGCAUUGCCUCACUCGCGAUUGCAAUUGGAGUCAACCUCCAUUCAGAUCGUUUCACAUAUGGCCCUUGGCCAAUACGCAGAUCGAAGGCCACAUUACAGAAAGGGCGUUCAUUGGAUUGUGGAAUUUUCUGUACCAAAUUUGUUGAAUGCCUUGUAACUGCUAGUGACCUUGGUUGUCUAACUGUGCCAAACAUGAAACUGUUUAGACAACAAUAUGUGCUGGAACUUUGGGCCAAUAAAUACUUUUGCUAAAUAAAAAAAUAUAUAUUCGUUCUUGUA